Molecule: messenger RNA, 2161 nt
Organism: Eublepharis macularius
Lineage: Eukaryota; Metazoa; Chordata; Lepidosauria; Squamata; Eublepharidae
Gene: SERPINI1
Product: serpin family I member 1
Exons: 11
Coding region: 606-1895 (429 amino acids)
Biological process (GO): negative regulation of endopeptidase activity
Molecular function (GO): serine-type endopeptidase inhibitor activity
Source: RefSeq, a predicted model, not a curated record
CAAUCCCCGAGGUGGUGCUCGCGCGAGUGGCUGGUGGGGUUUGCGGUGUAGCGCCGGCGAAAGGAGCAGUCCCAUUGUGGAGCUAAGCCAGGGGUGCAGGCAGCCGGCCACAUCUGCAACAUCUGCAGCUCCAGCGUCGCUCUUCCACGGGGCUUGGGAGUAGGACCUGCGGCUAGUGCAUAUGUGCAAGGGCAUCACACCUCUUGCCUCUCUGUGUACAUACUGAGAAGAACAGAAGAACAGCAAGGUGAAGUCAGUGAGAGGAGAGGAUUCCUCUAUGGCUCUGACCUUUAGCUUGUUCCUCACCACCAUACACUUCCUGGUGCUUAGGUUGUAUUUCCUGUUCUGGGCUCCCUUGGUCUGCUGCUCACAGUCCUGCCCUUGAAGAAGUCAUAACCUUGUCACUGUGAUGUGCCAUACUUCUAUCUGAGGAUUAAAGGUGGGCCAAGGCCAGGAAAGGCUGAAAACUACAGCCCAAUGAGAAUAGGGGGAAAUUCUCAAAUAAGGCUUCAAGGUGCUAGAAAUUCCAGGUUUGACCUUGCUGAACGAAGUGGACUCCAAAAUUGCAUUGAUCGGACAGCGUGCAUCUGUUUACAGUUGAUCAGAUGGCUGAGAAAGAGCAAACCAAAGAUGAAGAGACAGAGAUCAGAAUCUCUGGCGACAUGUUCCUUCUCGGACUGCUGUCCCUGUUCGUUUUGCAAAGUGAGGCCUUCAGCACCAGUUUUCCUGAUGAAACCAUUGCCGAAUUUUCGGUGAACAUUUACAACCAGCUGAGAGCAACAGGGGAAGAUGAAAACAUUAUAUUCUCCCCGCUGGGGAUUGCAAUUGCCAUGGGAAUGGUGGAACUCGGAGCCCAUAGUUCCACCUUGAAGGAAAUCCGACACUCCAUGGGAUACGACGGCUUGAAAAAUGGUGAAGAAUUUUCAUUCCUUAAGGACCUUUCUGACAUGGCAGCUGCUGAGGACAGCCAGUAUGUGAUGAAGCUUGCCAAUUCCCUUUAUGUACAGGACGGAUACCACAUCAGUGACAAAUUUCUGCAGCUGAUGAAAAAAUACUUUAAAGCUGAGGUGGAAAAUGUAGAUUUCAGUCAAAACCUAGCUGUAGCCAGCCAAAUCAAUAGAUGGGUGGAGAACCAUACAAACAAUAUGAUCAAAGAUUUUGUGUCAGCGAGGGAUUUCAGUGCUCUGACUCAUUUUGCCCUCCUCAAUGCCAUAUACUUUAAAGGAAACUGGAAAUCUCAGUUCCGUCCAGAAAACACGAGGACAUUCUCUUUCACGAAAGACGACGAAAGCGAAGUGCAAAUCCCAAUGAUGUAUCAGCAGGGAGAAUUUUAUUAUGGGGAGUUCAGUGAUGGCUCCAACGAAGCAGGAGGCAUCUAUCAAGUUCUGGAAAUACCCUAUGAGGGGGAUGAAAUCAGUAUGAUGAUUGUUCUUUCCAGGCAAGAAGUCCCACUAGCCACACUGGAGCCUCUGGUCAAAGCCCAGUUGAUUGAGGAAUGGGCAAGCUCCGUGAAGAAACAAAAGGUGGAGGUCUAUCUCCCAAGGUUCACAAUAGAACAGGAAAUUGAUAUGAAGGAUGUUUUGAAGGGCCUUGGAAUCACAGAAGUAUUCAGUCCAAGUGCUGAUCUCACUGGAAUGUCUGACAACAAAGAACUUUACCUUUCAAAAGCAGUCCACAAGGCUUUCCUAGAAGUUAAUGAAGAAGGCUCGGAAGCGGCUGCUGCUUCAGGAAUGAUAGCCAUUAGUCGGAUGGCAGUUCUGUACCCCCAGGUUAUAGUGGAUCAUCCGUUUUUCUUCGUGGUCAGAAACAGAAGAACAGGCACCAUCAUCUUCAUAGGACGAGUGAUGCACCCAGAAGCGAUGAAUUCAAGUGCCCACGACUUCGAAGAACUUUAAUGACCCCACAAGUUCACACGGAGAUACAAACACAAAGAAAAUAAGCACACUGAGUUUGCAAUCAAUGUAUUUAAGGGUUGCUGUGGGUUUUUUUUGCAUUGUUACCUUCGAGGCACCAUUUAAAAGAAGAAGAAGAAAACGUUCAGUUUAACUUCAACUAGAAAUUGCAGGCCAUGGUUGUGGACGAAAUGCUUUCAGUAUUCAAGUAACUGUUGUUGUCCUUGUGAAUUGUUGUGUUCCUUUAAAUAAAAGCUCUCUCUCUGUCA